Molecule: messenger RNA, 714 nt
Organism: Laccaria bicolor S238N-H82
Lineage: Eukaryota; Fungi; Basidiomycota; Agaricomycetes; Agaricales; Hydnangiaceae
Exons: 4
Coding region: 1-714 (237 amino acids)
Molecular function (GO): protein dimerization activity
Source: RefSeq, a predicted model, not a curated record
AUGGAUGAUUCGCCUGCCUACGUUAUCUCGAUGUUUCUCAAUCCCUCGAUACAAUUGUCAUGGAUUCGACGACACUGGGAGCCUAAUUAUGUUGCCAGGGCCAUCGUAAUUAUCAAGAAUACUAUGCAAAAAUACCAUGACCGUCUUCAUGGACAAGCUCAACAACCUACAUCUAGUACGGACUCACAGCAACAGAGGCGAAGCUGGCAUGAUUUAGCUGGACGAUAUGGGCUCGAAGAUAUGUUGGAGGUUUUGGGUGCUCCUUCGCCGUCGGGCCAAGGAGUUGAAGAACAGUUUGAGUUGUAUGGAAAUGGGACGGUCUCACCGCGUGGCAUGGAUAUUAUAGGGUUUUGGGCGAUAAGCGAGGAAACCCAUCAAAUAUUGUACGCAAUGGCGUUAGAUUACUUACCCAUUCAAGCAUCCUCGGUUCCUUCUGAGUGCGUUUUUUCAUCCAGUGCCGAAACUGAUACAAAGAGGCGAAAUCGAAUUCACCCUGUUCUAAUGGAGGCACUUCAAAUGUUGAAAUUUUCGCUCAAGCAGCAACGGCUUAACUUUACGGAGGGUUGGGCUGUUACAGAAGAUGAACUCGAGUACCAUGCAGAUGACAACGAAGAUUUAGCAGAUUUGUUAGGGAAGCUAACUUCGGAGAUUAGGGAGGAUGGUAUAGAUAUUGAUGAGGUAAUUCACGUUGUUGGACAGGAUGACGAUGAUUGA